GUGUGUGUGAGGGGGGAGGCGCGGGCUGGAGCUGAAGUUUCCUUCCCACUGUGAGGAUCUGAGUGAAGAUUAAAGAUGGUUCUGAGGAAUUUGUUCCGGGCCGUGAUCAUGGGUCCUCCGGGUUCGGGGAAAGGAACCGUGUCGUCUCGGAUCACUGAAAGUUUCGGGCUGCAGCAUCUCUCCAGCGGGGACAUGCUACGGGCUCACAUUAAAGCCAAGAGCGAGCUGGGUCUUCUGAUGAAGUCGUGUAUAGAUCAGGGUCAGCUGAUUCCUGAUGAUGUCAUCUCUCGCCUCAUCCUGUCCAGCCUCCGAGAAAUGGAGCAGAGCAGCUGGUUGUUAGAUGGUUUUCCCCGGACAGUGACGCAGGCUGAGAGUUUGGACAGCGUGUUCACCGUAGACACCGUCAUCAACCUGGACGUUCCGUUUGACACCAUUAAGGAGCGUCUGACCUCCCGCUGGGUUCACCUGUCCAGCGGCCGAGUCUACAACAUCGACUUCAAUCCUCCCAGAAUCCCCGGUCUUGAUGAUGUCACAGGUGAGCCGUUGACGCAGAGAGACGAUGACACGCCUGAAACAGUGACCCGCAGACUGAAGGCGUAUGAAAACCAGACUCAACCGGUUCUGGAGUAUUACAGGAGUAAAGGAGUUUUGGAGACGUUCUCUGGAACAGAAACCAAUAAGAUCUGGCCUCACGUUCACACUUUUCUCGCAAAGAAAAUCCCACAGAGUGCGCAGGUCUGAGGAGGAGAUCAGACGCGUCCUGAUGGGAACAAUUAGAUUCUGUGUAGAAUUUUAACGAAUCACUUUGUGUUUCAUGGAAAGCGAUCAGGCUGUAAUUUUGGACAUGCUUUGUUUUUAAUCGUAGAUGUUUUUAAUAGACUUUAAAUCUGUUUAAAGUGGAUUUGAGGCUGUAAUCUGAGCAGGCAGUAAUGUGUUUAAACUCAGUCUCAUUUUAACAUUUUCAUUCUCUCUUUUCCUCACUGGGGUGAGUUUUAGUUUUAAAACACAUUCUUUUAAUUUUUAGAUUUUGUUUCACCAACAAUCGGCCCAUCAACCCCAACUAACCCCCCAAGGUCUCUGAAGGAGUUUAUCAGCAGAAAUACAGAGACGUCUAGCAGACGGAGAGAGAGAAAAAUGUUAUUCACAAGCCAGAAAUUCUAAAUGAAGAAAGAAAGAAAGAAAUGAAAUGGGAGGAAAAAAGGUAUACAUUUUGAUAAAAAUGUUUUAAUUAAAACAUAAAAAUAAAAAUAUGAAAGUGGAAAAAAGACAAAAAGAUGUACAGGAAGAGAAAAGGAAGAAAUUGACAUUUUAAAUAAUUAUUUAAAAAAGAAGAAGGUCAAGAGAAAAUAUGUUCUGGAUGUUUGGAUGCGUGAGUUCAUCAACAAAUUAAACAUAAUUUGAAUAAAAAAAGGGAAGAAUACAUGAGAGAAAAAAUUUUGGAAGUAAAGUUUGGUGUCACUGAUACUGAACCUUAAAGUACGACGUCGACUCACGAAAACUUUAAAAAGAAAAAAAUUCUCACAUGAAAAUGAUUUUUGCACCAAAACGUUCAGGAUUUUCUGAGUGAAGUUCUGAUUUUAUUUGAUUUGUUUACAGCUGAAUAAUUUUCCUCACCGUUGCCUGAAACACUCCUGUGUUUUAUUCUGAACUCCAUCACCAGCAUUUUAUUGUGUUUGUGACUGAAUCCCAUUUCAACAUUUGUAAACGAUCUGAAAUAAAAUAUAUUUUAGAAAUAAUAAUGAAUGUGAUUUUAUAGAAAAUGUUUAUACAAAGAUCAUGUAUGUUUAUGACUG
Molecule: messenger RNA, 1793 nt
Organism: Neoarius graeffei (lesser salmon catfish)
Lineage: Eukaryota; Metazoa; Chordata; Actinopteri; Siluriformes; Ariidae
Gene: ak3
Product: adenylate kinase 3
Exons: 5
Coding region: 76-741 (221 amino acids)
Biological process (GO): nucleobase-containing compound metabolic process
Cellular component (GO): cytoplasm; mitochondrion
Molecular function (GO): AMP kinase activity; ATP binding
Source: RefSeq, a predicted model, not a curated record